AUGCGCCGGCCCUCCCCCACGACCAGACUCCACCAGAUCCCCAAUCCCCUCCCGAUCGACCAGCUAGAUCGACCCCGCCGCCGCCAAAACCUAGCUCGCCGGCCGGCGCGAGGCCGCCUUCCGCGCUCAGGCCACCUCCAGCGUAGCUCCCGCCCCUCGCCCCCACUUCUGCUCCUCCACCCCUCACUACCGCAGCUCCUCCACCCCUCACCACCGCAAGCCGCCACCGCCCCCAACCAUCCACCGCCGCCGCCGCUCCCAACCAACAAACCACCGCUGCCGCAGCUCCUCUACCCCUCACCACCGCAAGCCGCUGCGCCCCCAACCAUCCACCGCGGCCGCCGCUCGCAACCAUCCACCGCCACCGCCCCCAACCGACCAACCACCGCCGCCGCUGCCACCAACCAUCAAUCGCCCUCCACUGGACCACAAGCCGCUGCCAACCACUGUCGUCGUCGCCGCACUCCAGAGCUGAAACCCCGACUCACGCGUUUCCUCCCCGAGCAGGCUUCAUCACCGAGCACCAAGUCACGGGUCCGCCUCCUCCACAUGCCCCUGAAGCAACAGACUGCCGUUGGCCUCCUCUCCAGCGAGCAGGCACCUACUCCACAAGCCCCUGAAGCAGCAGACCUCACGUUGGCCCUCCUCUCCAGCGAGCAGCUCUGCCUGCUGAACAUCGACAUCGCUGCCUCUUGUACUUCAUUUGACUGUACUGUUAGACAGGCUUCUAAUUCUGCUAGCAUAGCAUUGAGGGGCUAUGUGCAAAAUAUCAAUGCUGCCAGCGGGCGUUUUAUUGUACUGUACUCAGUGGCGGAGCUACGAGCCAAUGGUUGGGCAGGCCAGCUAGAGCAGAGCACAUUAGUUAUUUGCACUCAUGACAUAUUUCUCUCUGAAUCCCAUUGGUCUGAAGCAAAACUGGGCUACAGAAAUCAGAUUCUUUUGAUUUCCCAAAGGUACACAAGUCGAUGAAGGUUUGGAAGAUUCUCAAGCUCCUGAAUAUUUGGAAGACUACAAUAGUGGGUGUAGUGACUAUGUAAUAUGCUUGUUUAAUUUGUGAAACCUGGACACUUGCUCCGCUCAUUUUGCUGGUUGUUAAGCCACUCUGCUCAUUUUGGUUGUCACACAUUUUAAAACAUAUAUGUACUCUACCUUUUAAGGUACAACCUCUUUAUAUAUAUAUAUUAUGGUCGUUAUGUUUAAUUUAUGGAA
This is a messenger RNA of Triticum aestivum (bread wheat), 1209 nucleotides long. RefSeq names its product protein enabled homolog. The record is from RefSeq and is a predicted model, not a curated record. The coding region runs from base 1 to 969 and encodes 322 amino acids. The transcript is spliced from 3 exons. NCBI's taxonomy places the organism in Eukaryota, Viridiplantae, Streptophyta, Magnoliopsida, Poales, Poaceae.